UCCUUGACUUUGAAAUCGAGAUAACGCACGCACACACACAAAGGUUUCUGUUUCACUCUCUUCUACACUCUUUCUAGGGUUUCUUCUUCCCCUUUCCCCCCCAAUUCAAUUCCAACAAUUUCUCCUCUGCCGAAUCUCCCCACAAAUCCCCAAUCCAUUGUUCUUCAAUCGGAUUGGUUGCUCUUGAAGAAUCAACAUGUAUUCUUCCAGAGGGAGUGGCAAUUAUGGCCAAUCGUACACAGGUCAAUCUGCAUAUGGCCAAAAUUUGAGUGCUAAUUAUUCUGGAGCUUCUGCUGGAGGGCAUGAUGCUACCCAGCAUUCCGCGGCUUCGAGACAUUCGGGUAUAUUAGGUAGUUCUCAAGAUGCAGCUGAUGUUGGUAGUUAUAGUAGGGCUCAUGCUUCUGUUGCUCAGUAUGGAGGGCAAUAUAGUUCUGUUUAUGGUUCAGCUGCGUUGAGCACCGCACCGCAGGCUCCUUCUUUGACGGCCAAGGGAGCUGGUUCAUCAUCGGCUUUAGAUGCUCGUGGAAGCUACUCUUUGGGUGUAUCAGAUUCACCCAAGUUUGCUUCUAGUGAUUAUUUGUCGUCCUCAACACAUGUGUAUGGCCACAAAUCUGAUCAAUUGUAUGGUGACAAGAGUUUGGAUUAUUCUGGACUAGAUAGAAGGCAAUAUGGUGAACGGCAGAGUGGUUACACUGGUAGGGAUUUAGCAAGUGAUCCAGCUAGCCGCUAUGCUACCGAUGCUGGUGGAUAUAGUCAUCAACAUCAGGCAACUUUGCUAAGACAAGAGCAAUUGCUGAAAUCUCAGUCUCUUCAAGCUGCUGCUUCACUUGAUGGGGCUACCAGACAAACUGAUUAUCUGGCAGCUAGGGCGGCUGCAAGUCGUCACCCAACCCAAGAUCUCAUGUCUUAUGGAGGAAGGAUUGAUUCUGAUCCUCAUGCUUCAUCAAUGCUAAGUGCUACUUCAUAUAGUGGACAGCAUGCACCAUCAAUAUUAGGAGCAGCACCGAGGCGAAAUGUGGAUGAUCUCUUGUAUUCCCAGAAUGCGUCAAAUCCUGGUUAUGGAGUGAGCCUCCCACCUGGUAGGGACUAUGCCAGCGGAAAAGGUAUUCAUGGAAAUGCUAUGGAUUUGGAUUACCCGGGAAGUCUUUUGUCACAUGAUCGGAAGGAUGAUCGGGCUAGUUAUCUUCGAGAAUUUGAACUAAGGGAAGAAGAACGACGUCGAGACCGCUUGCGUGAUAAAGAUAGGGAUAGAGAAAGGGACAAAGAACGAGAACGAUUGCGAGAGCGGGAGCGGGAGCGAGAUCGAGAAAAGGAACGUGAAAAGGAGCGCUUGGAGCGGCGUGAAAAGGAGAGGGAGCGAGAACGCAAACGAGCACUUGAAGUUAGGCUUGAACGAACUCCAGUGAGAUCCUCCAAGGAUCCUCGCAGCACUUCAAAGGAUCCUCGCAGCACUUCAAAGGAUCCUCGUGGGUCGUCUUUGACAAAGGAGGGGAAAUCUUCACGACGGGACUCCCCACAUCGUGGCGCUUUACAUAGGCACCGUUCACCUGUUAAAGAAAAACGGAGAGAAUAUGUCUGCAAGGUUUAUCCUUCUUGUUUGGUAAAUAUUGAGAGGGAUUACCUCUCAAUAGACAAGCGAUACCCGCGACUCUUCAUCUCUCCUGAAUUCUCCAAGGCUGUUGUGAGCUGGCCGAAGGAAAACCUUAACCUCUCUUUACAUACUCCUGUCAGUUUUGAGCAUGAUUUUGUUGAAGAAGAAAGUGCUAGAGACUCGUCCAGCAAGCUUUUGGUGGGACAACCUACAGGCACUGAACAAGGAAAUACAGUUUGGAAUGCCAAAGUAAUUUUGAUGAAUGGGCUUAGUAGGGGUGCAUUGGAGGAACUGUCAGCUGAUAAACUUUUGGAUGACCGCAUUCCUCAUGUUUGCAAUAUCCUUAGAUUUGGAAUCCUUAAGAAGGACCAUUCUUUCAUGGCAGUUGGUGGUCCAUGGGGACCUGCUGAUGGGGGUGAUCCAUCUAAUGAUGAUAACUCUUUGAUCAGAACAGCCCUUAGAUACACAAAGGAUAUUAUUCAGCUUGAUUUGCAGAAGUGUCAACACUGGAACCGGUUCCUUGAGGUACAUUAUGAUAGAAUCGGUAAAGAUGGUUUCUUUAGCCACAAGGAAAUUACUGUACUUUAUGUUCCUGAUUUGUCUGACUGCCUCCCUUCAUUGGAUCAAUGGCGGGAUCAGUGGCUUGCCCACAAGAAAGCAGUGGCUGAAAAAGAACGUCAAAUUGCAUUAAAGAAAGAGAAAGCAAGGGCUAUCAAGGAAUCAAAUGAUAAAUUAGGUAAGAAGGAUUCUCCUGCAUCUGGAAAGUCAAAUGCUAAGAAAAAGGAGAAAGAUAAUACUGUUAAGGAAGGAAAGGAAAAAAAAGCUGGAGUGAGUAUCAAUACAAUUGCUAAAAAUGAUGCCUCGGGGACAGUUGAAGCAAAGAGUGCAGAGAAAAAGCCAGGGGAAACUACCCCUGGUCAAACCACAGGAAGUGCAAAGUCUGUGAAAAAGAAAAUUAUAAAGAAGAUUGUGAAAAAAGUUGUCAAUAAGACAAACGAUAGUGCCAAGAGAGAAACUGACAAACCAGGUGAGAAGGAUGUUGCAGAUAAAGUGGCCACGUCAGAGGUUCCUGUUGAUGAGGUCAAGUCUUCUGUGGAUCCUACUGGGGUUCAAACUUCUGGGAAGGACAUAGUUGCAGAGGAUAUUCCUAUUGGGAAAGCUGAUGGUGAAGGGAAAAAUGGUAAGGAAAUAAACAGUAUUGAAGAUAAUACAGGCACCAAUGAUGCUACCGUGAAAACAAUAAAAACAAGGAAAAUUAUCAAGCGGGUACCUAAAAAGAAGGUGGUUGGCGAGGCAUCUAAAUUUGUAGUAAACGAAGGGAAUGUUGUGGCAUCUCAGGCACAGGCUGGUGCCGACAGCACUGACAAGCAGACUGCUGAAGCAGACACCAUAGAGACUGAGGGCAAGAAACCUGCAAAGGUAGUAACCAAGAGAAAGUUGAAAACACCUACCUCUGGGGUGCAAGAUGAUGCAACUGUAGUAAAUGAAGGGAAUACUGUGGCUGUUCAGGCACAGGAUGGUACCGACAGCCCUGGCAAGCAGACUGCCGAUGGAGACACAACAGUGACCGAGGGCAAGAAACCUGCAAAGGUAGUAACCAAGAGAAAUUUAAAAACACCAACCUCUGGGGUGCAAGAUGAUGCAACUGGUUCCAAUAAAAAAGUCGCAAAGAGCACUGAUAAAACUGAUGACGAAAAUGCUGUUGCAGCUCCUGCAAAUGAUGACACUCAGAGCACUGACAAGCAGGCUGCUAAUGCAGAUACAAAAAUUGUUUCGGUAGCAAAGAAAAUUGUGAAGGUAGUUCCUAGGAAAAAGUUAAAGGUGUCUACCUCUGAAAAGCAAGAAGGUGCACGUGGUGCAGGUGAUUCCAAUAAAAAUGAAAUGAAGUCUGACAACAAUGACAAGAAGGAUGGAAAAGGAACUGGAGAAAAAAGUGGAUCCAAGAUAGAUAAGAAGAAAACCUCUGAGAAAGAUACUCAAAUUGUCACGGGGAAACUGAAAGUUGGGGAAAAAUCGAAAGAUGAGAAAGUAACAAAAGAGAAAGAUGGAAAAGAUGAGCCGAAAAGCAAAUCUAGUAAAGAAGUGAAAGAGAAGAAGAAGUCCGAUGAACCUCCUCGGCACCCUGGAUUUAUUCUUCAAACAAAAUCAACAAAAGAUUCUAAACUACGGUCAUUGUCACUGUCUCUGGAUUCAUUGUUGGAUUAUACUGACAAAGAUGUUGAUGAAUCAACACUUGAGCUUUCAUUAUUUGCUGAAUCAUUUUAUGAAAUGCUUCAGUUUCAAAUGGGCAGUAGGAUUUUGACUUUUCUUCAGAAAUUGCGCGAAAAAUUUGUGAUGAAAAGAGCUCAGCGAAAGAGGCAGCGAGAAGAUGGACUUGACAAGGAUAGUGCAAACAAGUCACCUGCUAAACGUAAAAAAGGUGAUGAUCCGUCUGUUAAGAGUGAAACUGAUGUGGAUGCAUCAAAUCCAACCCAAGCAGAUAACAAGAAAACUGUUGCCGAGAUUGAGAAUUCUGGUAACAAGGAGGAUGACGAUGUGAAGAUGGAAAAUGCAUCAGAUGAUGAAGAUCCGGAAGAAGAGGAUCCUGAAGAGGAACCAGAAGAGGAACCAGAAGAGGAAAUGGAAAAUGGUACUCCCCAACAUGACUCAUCCAAUGGUAAAAAUGCUGAACACGUCGAUGCAAAUAAUGAAUCUGAAAAUGCUACCAGCAACGAAAAAGCAGCAGAUGAAACUUCUAAAGGGGAAAUAAAGGUUAAAGAAGAGGUGCAAGAAUUAAAGGAUGAUAUUCAGCUCAAGGAAGCAAAGGAAAGCAAGGUUGAUACCGUUAAGAAAGAAACCCGUGCUGUUAAGGAGGCUGUUGUAAACAAAGAAUUGUUGAAGGCUUUUCGAUUUUUUGAUCGGAAUCGUGUUGGCUACAUUAGGGUUGAAGAUAUGAGAAUAAUAAUCCACAAUCUGGGGAUGUUCCUUUCACACAGGGAUGUGAAGGAGCUUGUACAGAGUGCAUUGUUGGAGAGCAACACCGGGAGGGACGAUCGGAUACUUUAUAUCAAGUUGGUGCGGAUGGCUGACAUUUGAUGCCCCCCAGCUUUUGCUUGUAAUUAAGUUUGGCAUUUGUUGUUUUGCGCUGCUUUGAUGAAAGGAUAGGUGGUCUUUUUAUUUGUGUUAGGGAAAGUAAACGAUUACUACUGAAGACCAAAUUUGGGGGGUCAUAUUUUAGUGCAUGAUACAAUCUUGCUUUUCAUAACAUUUUUAUUUAAUUUUUUUUUAAUUACGUCUUUCCAACAUUUAUGCUGCUGAGUUAAGUACUUUUGUAUUUAAUUAUUUGGUUUAAUGAAUUUCAAACAUUUGGAUGUUUA
Molecule: messenger RNA, 4947 nt
Organism: Medicago truncatula (barrel medic)
Lineage: Eukaryota; Viridiplantae; Streptophyta; Magnoliopsida; Fabales; Fabaceae
Product: protein SHORT ROOT IN SALT MEDIUM 1
Exons: 21
Coding region: 197-4666 (1489 amino acids)
Biological process (GO): regulation of DNA-templated transcription
Cellular component (GO): nucleus
Molecular function (GO): calcium ion binding
Source: RefSeq, a predicted model, not a curated record